AUGCCAAAUUACUGCUCGGUUGUGUUGCCCACUGCGCUUAAAUUAUGCCCUCCAAUAGUUUCUCUCGAUUGCCACUGUCAAGUAUUCUAUAAUAUGCAAUUUCCACUCAAUCUGAAUUUUCGGCUUGGGAGAGGUAGCAGGAACCAAAAGGUUUCUCAGCUGAAGGCUGGCUUUUGGGAUUCCAUCAGAUCAGGGAUUUUGAAGAACAAUACAACACAAGUUAUAGAACCACCUUCCACUACUGAAGAAGAGGAGGAGCCCUUACCUGAAGAGUUUGUUCUAGUCGAGAGGACCCUACCUGACGAUACUGUUGAACAAAUCAUAUUUUCUUCCGGUGGGAACAUUGAUGUGUAUGAUCUCCAAGCCUUAUGUGAUAAGGUUGGUUGGCCUCGGAGGCCACUGACAAAGCUAGCUGCUGCUCUGAGGAAUAGUUACAUGGUGGCUACUUUGCAUUCCAUAAAGAAAUCAACUGGAGAAGAGGGGAAUGACCAAAAGAAGCUGAUAGGCAUGGCCCGAGCUACAUCAGACCAUGCUUUCAAUGCAACAAUUUGGGAUGUUCUUGUUGAUCCUUCCUAUCAGGGCCAAGGGCUAGGAAAAGCCCUCAUUGAGAAGCUUAUAAGAGCACUCUUGCAACGGGACAUUGGAAAUAUUUCGCUGUUUGCAGAUAGUAAAGUUGUGGAAUUCUACCAGAAUCUGGGCUUUGAGCCCGAUCCAGAGGGCAUCAAAGCUUGUAAUUCCUUGCAGCCUUUUGGAGUUCACCAUAUUGCACGUAUUAUACCAUCUCAAACUAAACAAAUUUCAAGAUACUUGAAGUGCAAUUGCACUUGA
Molecule: messenger RNA, 828 nt
Organism: Fraxinus pennsylvanica
Lineage: Eukaryota; Viridiplantae; Streptophyta; Magnoliopsida; Lamiales; Oleaceae
Source: the annotation of a GenBank genome assembly